Carcharodon carcharias (great white shark) is the source of this 6711-nucleotide messenger RNA. It is a transcript of the gene tubgcp6, whose product is annotated as tubulin, gamma complex associated protein 6. Gene Ontology annotation, cellular component: spindle pole; centrosome; equatorial microtubule organizing center. Bases 732 to 6545 code for a protein of 1937 amino acids. Gene Ontology annotation, biological process: microtubule nucleation; mitotic cell cycle; meiotic cell cycle. The transcript has 27 exons. Gene Ontology annotation, molecular function: gamma-tubulin binding; microtubule minus-end binding. Lineage: Eukaryota; Metazoa; Chordata; Chondrichthyes; Lamniformes; Lamnidae. The record is from RefSeq and is a predicted model, not a curated record.
CCUCUGAGCGGCCCCGGGAGCUGGUUCCAGGGCAGGCAGAGGUUAGGGGCCGAGGUAGAUGGUUGCUGGGCGCUUGCUGGCUGCAGGAUAGUUGGACAGGCAGCUUUCACAAUCUCUCCGCUUUUAUUUAACAUUCAAAGAAAAGCAUCGCUCCCCAUUCGGGCUCUCUCUCUGUUGCUGCUGAUUGAAAGGCCAUCGACCUGAAACGUUAACUCUGUUUCUCUCCACAUUUGCUACCUGAAUAUUCCCAGUAUUUUUCUAUUCCUUAUUAUGGCCUGUUUCUGUGCUGCAUCAUCCUGUCGGUGAAAACCUCAACCUCGGUUCACCAGCUGCUUUGUAAUGAAUGGAGUGAAGCUGCUUCCACCUGGAGUGGCCUUGUCCUGGUGACGUGCCUUCUACAGGCUUUAUACACAUGUGCAAUUAUAUAUAUCUGGUAAAAGGAGGUGAGAUGUCCAAAAUAUACAGGCUGUUCACUAUCCUAUCUCUUUCCAUCUCGCUUAAGAUCAUCUCUCGACUCCUUUCAAAGCUGAAGAAUCAUGAGUUUCUCGAGUCUUUCACCACAACUCUGACUUCAAAUUCUAUGGAUCAAAUUCCUGAAUAUUUCCUGAACUGUGUCCAGCGUUUGAACUUGUCUCGUGUACUUUGUUGAUCAGAAGUGGAUAAAGUGUUCAAGAGUCAAAAGGAAAUUUUGCUGUGUUGUCCGUGCUGGACCUGAGUUGUUCAACUUUGGCAUGUCUGACAUUUCUGAAAUGCCAAUGGCAAGCAUUACGCAGUUAUUUGGAGACCUCUGUGAAGCCCAGAUGACGGGCUUAUCAUGGAAGUGCUACUUGGGAAAAAGAAGGCUCAACCGAAAACAAUUCAAAGAAAAAUUAAAAAGGGUUGUUUACAAUACACUAUUUGUAAAUCUUUUCAGAGAUGAAGCAACUCCAAAGUCUCAGUCUGAUAUCAGUAAGCUACCAGUGAAAAACAAAAUCUUGAUGUUGUCCUUCAAUUUGAGGGUAGCUGGCAUGGACAUUGAAGCUGAUCGCUUGGAGGAUCUUACAGAAAAAUUAGAAAAAUCAACUUGCAUGCCACAAACUGAUCUGAACUCUGUCCUGAAACUUUUGAUUGAACUUGCAGGAACUGGACCAUAUCAACUUCAGCCACAGAAGAGGGAUUAUUUCUUAAACAAUAAAAAUGUUGGAAGAAAUGUAAAACUUCAGGGAUAUGACCACUAUGAUGCGAGCCUGUUUGAAUCAGGCCUAGUGUCCUUUAUUUCCAAUGAAGAUUUGCAAUUUCAUGAUAAUGUACAACGUACCCUUCAUUUAAUGGAUGCAAAACCCGGUACUGGAUUGCCUGGCAUUGGACUAUUCUCCCACAAUUACUUAGCUGGUGACAAGUAUGAGAAAGAUACUCGAGUAUCACUGUUUGGUGCACUAGUGGGCAGCCGUACUUGUGAAAUGGAAAUUAAGUUGGAUUUGCCGGCAGUGCCAGAUAAUGUGGAUAUAACUGGACUUAAGAUUCGGGUUCCUCAAAGUAUUGACCAGUCGGAAGAUGAAGGAUUUCAGUCAGCAUCCAACCUUACUCCAGAUUCCCAGUCAGAGCCCAGUACAUCUCCUGACAUUGAUCUAUGGAAUGCAGUGCUUACUUAUGAACCCAGCAAAUAUAGAUGUUGGGAACUAAUUGGCUGUCCUCCAGGUAAAAAAGAGGAACCGUAUCUCACUGAAGCAGGUCGAGAAGCUUUUAACAAGUUCUACCGAUUGCGUGAAAGUGAGCUACAACUCAUCAGUGGUACACUGUUGCAGCCAACACCAGCUAUACUUCAAAAAGAAUCUGAAUUAGUCAAAGAUGUCCUGAACGUUCUCAUUGGUGUAGCAUCAAUGACUUUUUCUCUGAAUCAGUCUCUCCAGGCAUUUAUAGUCAAGCAAGGAGUGUACGUUUCAGGAACGUCCCCUGAGAGUAUGUAUAACCUCCUCUCUGAAUUGGCUGAAAAUGGAACAUAUUACACCCGCCUCAGUCACUUCUCUCUUCAACCGAUUCUUGACUCUACGUACAAUAAAGGCCUUGUUUUCCAGGCUUUUACAAGUGGUUUGAGGAAAUAUCUACAAUAUUAUAGAGCUUGUGUGUUGUCAACACCUCCAUCAUUGAGCCUUUUACCAAUCGUCUUUCUGUUCAGGAAACUGGGGCGUCAACUAAGGUAUUUGUCUGAAUUAUGUGGUAUAGGAUCAGGUGCACUGGGAAUAAACCAAGGAAGUUCAUUACCUUUUCCCACUGGAGUAAAAUUGUUGUCUUACUUGUACAAGGAAGCUCUGAAUAACUGUAGUAAUGAGCACUAUCCAGUGCUGCUGUCUCUUCUGAAAAGCAGCUGUGAACCAUAUACAAGAUUUGUCUAUGACUGGGUUUACAGUGGUAUUUGCAGGGAUGCGUAUGGAGAGUUCAUGAUCCAGGUGAAUGAGGACUACCUUAACUUCAGAGAUAAACACUACUGGACCAAUGGGUAUGUUUUAGCUUCCAAAGAGGUUGAAGAGUGUGUCCCCCUUUUCCUUGCUCAUGUGGCUUAUGACAUCUACAUCUGUGGGAAGACUAUUAACUUGUUGAAACUGUGCUGCCCAACGCAUUACAUCUGCUGGUCUGACAUUCCUGUUCCCUGCAUCUCUGUCACCUUUUCCCUGGAGGAACUGGAGGAGAUUGAAAGAGACUCAGCUCUUUAUGUCAGUCGAAUGGAGAGAAUAGCUCGUUACAACUCCAUUAGCAGAGAGGCAGAGAAUCUGAGAAAGGAAAUUGCUCAACAGGAGUUGAUUGUCCAAGCUCAACGGACAGCUACAAGAGCCAUGGCUACAUUUAAAAAUAAUCAGAUAGCUGAAAGGAAGGCUUUUGAUGUAAAGAAGCGGGAGCAAUUCUUGGAGCUAAAAGAACAAAUGGAGAAGGACAUAGAGCGUCGAAAUGCAGUUAAACAACAUGAGACUGAAAACGAUUUAAUGCAGAUUCGAGUGCUUAGAGAACGUGAAGAAAAACGUAAAGCACAAGAGGAAGAAUUGGAGAGAAGGGCAAGGCAACAGUUAAUUGAACAUUACAGCAACUUAUCAGAGGAAGCAGCAAGACGUGAACAGCGAGCCCUAUGGAAAAUUCAAAGGCAUAAGUUAGAAACUGCACGCACUGACUUUCUCCGUAAUGAUCAAAAAAAGCUUCAGGCAUUGCUAGAGAAGUUACCAUUGGGAGAACAAAGAGGGAAAUCGGAUGUUAUUCCUGGAUUCGAUCUGCAGCAUCAUGAGCCAUUGAAUAAAGGUUUUGAUUCUCAAGAGCUGAGCUUUGAGGUAGCAUCAUAUGAAAACAGAAUACUCAGUAAGAAGGAAAACUUACUUGCACCAGUGAAUGAAAUAGCCUCAAACAUAGUUGCACAGGCUGAUUUAUCUUCAUUUCAAGAAGGGCAUGAACAAUCGAAGACUCAAAUUUAUAAGCUAGAGCCUGGACUUGAAGCUCCCCUUGAUGUUGAUUCACAAUAUCUGCCCCACAGUAGUAAUCCUAGUCAGAAAGAAGUAAGCUUGCUUGAUAUAAGCUUUGAGGAUUUUCUUCCAAUGGGACAACAGCAACCUGGAGCUGCCCUUGAAACAGUUAAACAAACAACCACAGUACUUGAUGUGGCACUGAAGGAAAUAGGUUCAGAAUUAUCGGAUGAGAAAAAAAGUAUUGCUGUUAACAAAGAUGAAUGUGAAUUCAAUAUCUCUUCAGCGGAAUCUAGGGGUUCUCAUGAUAAAAUAUCACAGGGCAAAAAACUUUCACAAGUGGACUCAAGGAUGCCCCAGUGGAAUGUUCAUGGACAUGAUUCCAAGUCAUGCAUUAAAACUGAAGGGUAUACAUCAAAUAGCAAGCCUUCAGACCCACAUACAAAUAUUUAUGGUUCCAUGCCCUACUCAAACCUGAAUGUAAGUGAAUAUGUAUCUAAUGUUGGACCUGCCAGGCCACGAUGGAGUGUUCAUGGGCAUGCUUCAGAAUCCAACAUACAGGUUGGUGAAUGUGUGUCUAAUGUUGAACCAUCUAGACCACGAUGGAAUAUUCAUGGGCAUGUAGCAAAAGGCAACAUACAAGUAGGUGAGCAUGUUUCAGAUAUAGAGCAGUCUUGGCCACAAGCAAAUAUUCAUGGGCAUGCAUCACGAGCCAACAUACAAGUUGGUGAGUAUGUUUCGGAUAUGGAGCAGUCUUGGCCACAAGCAAAUAUUCAUGGGCAUGCAUCACGAGCCAACAUACAAGUUGGUGAGUAUGUUUCGGAUAUGGAGCAGUCUUGGCCACAAGCAAAUAUUCAUGGGCAUGCAUCACGAGCCAACAUACAAGUUGGUGAGUAUGUUUCGGAUAUAGAGCAGUCUUGGCCACAAGCAAAUAUUCAUGGGCAUGCAUCACGAGCCAACAUACAAGUUGGUGAGUAUGUUUCGGAUAUAGAGCAGUCUUGGCCACAAGCAAAUAUUCAUGGGCAUGCAUCACGAGCCAACAUACAAGUUGGUGAGUAUGUUUCGGAUAUAGAGCAGUCUUGGCCACAAGCAAAUAUUCAUGGGCACGCAUCACGAGCCAACAUACAAAUUGGUGAGUAUGUUUCCAAUGUAGAACCAUAUAGAGCUAGAUGGAACAUUCAUGGCCAUGUAUCACAAGCCAACAUUCAACUCGGCAAAAAUGUGUCCAACAAACAACCAUGUGGACUGCAAUGGAAUAUUCGCAGUGAAUCAUCACAGCCUCUGAUUAAAGUUGGACAAUCUGUAUCUGAUGUAGAAUCUCCUGUACUUGGUUGGACUUCUUUUGCGCAUCCCUCUCAGUCAAAUUUCAGGAUAGGAGAAUGGUCACCAGAUGUGGAAGCAAAUUUGAUUCCAAGGCAGAAGCCUUGUGUUGGUCCUUCAUCUGGUUCUAUCAUUCAAGACAUUUUAUAUAACAAUGAAUCAGGAGUAGAAAGAGUGGUACUAGAUAAAUCUGAUGUUCAACAAAAUGCAAACAUUCUACACACUAUCAUCCCUGAAGAAAAAAUUGAAACCACUGAAAAAUCCAAACUGGUUACGGUUCUGCCAAGUCCUGAACUUGAGCUAAACGGAAAUCAAAGCAAAGAUAAAGAUGAAUCACAAGGUACCUGUGAAAAUGACAUAUGUGGUAGAAGUUCAGAAAACACAUCUCCCCAGCCUCUUCAAACUACAUGCUUUCAAGAUGAGAAUAAGGAUCCCUUAGGACUACAAAGUGUUCGUUUUCAAGAAAGAAAUGAGCAUGACACAGAUUCUACUGUACAAGUCCGAAUGGAUUCCGCAACUGACCUUUUGAGCUUUGCAAUGGAACCUGUCCAAGAAGCAGCUAUAGAAAAUGAUACAUGGAAGAAAGAGCAGGCCUAUCUCAAAAGCUUGGCAGACCAGUACUGUGUGGAACAUUAUCAGGAUAACUAUGAAUUGAUGUCUGAACCACCCAUCACACAUCUACUUCAGAAUGUAAUGACUGAACCCUAUUUAUUGCCCUUGGAUCCUUCGGUUCGCAGAGCAACAGAUGCAACAGCAGUACAAGCAAGCAGUCUUAUCUCACUUCCAGUACUGAUGAAGCAUUCCAUUACAGCACCUCUUAUAGCUCAUGCUUCUCUGGUAAAUAAAGCCAUAAUAGAUUAUUUGUUUGUGGAAUUGAACAUUGAACAGAAUUUUGAAGCACUAAGACAUUUCCUGUUGAUGGAAGAUGGAGAGUUUGCCCAAUCACUUAGUGAUCUGCUCUUUGAAAAGCUUGGAUCUGGACAGACACCUGGGGAACUUCUGAAUCCUUUAGUUCUGAACUCGAUCUUGAACAAAGCAUUGCAAUAUAGUCUUCAUGGAGACUCGAAGCUCGCUUCUAAUCUGACCUUUGCCCUUAAAUAUCUGCCUGAAAUGUUCAAGCCCAAUGCACCUGACGCCUUGAACUGCUUGGAACUAAGAUACAAGGUGAAUUGGCCCCUCAAUAUUGUGAUCACAGAAAGCUGCAUGAGCAAAUACAACAAGAUAUUUUCUUUUCUGCUGCAGCUAAAGCAUAUGUUCUGGACACUAAAAGAUGUUUGGUUCCAUUUAAAACGUACAGCUUUAGUUAACCGUUCUUCAAAUUCAGUUCAAUUUCAUCAGCUUCAACUCUAUCGACAUGAAAUGCAGCAUUUUGUCAAAGUUAUCCAAGGUUAUAUUGCUAAUCAGAUCUUGCAUGUGACCUGGUGCGAAUUUGGGCACAAGUUGUCAUCAGUUGGAAACUUGGAUGAGCUUCACAGAACACAUGCAGAAUAUCUCAACAAAGGCAUUUUCAGAGGAUUAUUGACUGAAAAAGCUGCCCCAGUGAUGAAUAUCAUACACAAUAUUUUCAGUCUGAUUCUGAAAUUCCGCAGCCAAUUGAUUUCACAGGCCUGGCAGUAUGAUGCCGACAAACAAGUAACUAUACAUCCCAACUUUGCCGUGAUGCAGCAAUCCUACAAGACAUUUAAACAUUAUUCACACUUCCUGUUCAAAGUGGUGACUAAACUUGUCAAUCGGGGAUAUCAGCCACAUCUUGAGGACUUCCUGUUAAGAAUUAACUUCAAUAAUUAUUAUCUGGAUGUUUAAUUGUUACAUAGUUCACAAGAAUUACAUCUGGUAUGUUAUUGAAAGUCAAAUUUAAAUUAAAUCAAUGUAAUUUGAAGUAAAUUAUUAGUGAUUGGUAAAGUUUAAUGUUUAGUCAUUUUUAAACAAACUAUCCAUCUGAACAUGUGUGUGUGUGUGUGUGUGUGUG